Molecule: messenger RNA, 228 nt
Organism: Echinostoma caproni
Lineage: Eukaryota; Metazoa; Platyhelminthes; Trematoda; Plagiorchiida; Echinostomatidae
Source: the annotation of a GenBank genome assembly
AUGGAAUGUAGUUUUACUCCGGAUACCCAGAAUGAACUUCGUGUGAAACUUCACUUGGCCUCAGAACGUACCGAACGGAUCUGGUCUCUUCCCGAUAAUGCUGGAGAAGACGUUCAUGUUCCCUUCCUCCCAUCCAGUGAGAAACCCCAUGCCCUAGGAAAUAGGCUGGAUAAAGCCACGGAGCAAAUGUCGGAUACCCCGUUGAGCCGAUACCACCCGUUGACAUGA